Molecule: messenger RNA, 1473 nt
Organism: Leishmania braziliensis MHOM/BR/75/M2904
Lineage: Eukaryota; Euglenozoa; Kinetoplastea; Trypanosomatida; Trypanosomatidae
Product: putative glycerol uptake protein
Exons: 1
Coding region: 1-1473 (490 amino acids)
Cellular component (GO): endoplasmic reticulum
Molecular function (GO): acyltransferase activity
Source: RefSeq, a predicted model, not a curated record
AUGGCCACCAUGUGGGCCACGCACGUCGCCGGCCUGUACAUCAUCGAGAUCGCCAAUGGGUUCGAGGGGACGUACUGGCUCCAGUACUUCUUCACCACGAGUGCUGAUGAGGCGCUGAAUCUCCUCGGAUAUGAGCAGAAGCCUCUGUGGGACACGAAUAUGCGCUGGGCCAUAUCCUUCCGGAUGUCGACGCUGCGCCUCAUCUCCUUCAACUACGACCUGUGGGAGGCCACGCACGCCGCCGCGCGCGCGCGCGAGCGUGCCACGGCGAAGCACGACGCCACCUGCAUCGAGUGCGCGCAGCUGCGCGAGCAGAACGCUGCGCUGGCGGCCGCGCUGCCCGCCGAGGCGUCGCGCUGCUACAAGUACCGCACCGAGUACCCGCGCGACCCCGCCGACUACAACUUCGUGAACUACGCCGCCUACACGCUGUUCCCGCCACUGUACCUUGGCGGGCCAAUGUCGUCCUUCAACGCGUUCGUGUCGUACAUGCGCGUGCCGAGCACGUCGAUGCCGCUGCGCAAGAUGGUCACGUAUGCGUUCGCCAUCUUCCGCAUCUAUGCUACGACGGUGCUGCUUCUACACUUUGUGCACUUGCCAGCCUUAGCGAAGCACUCCUACCUUAUCACGGAGAUGAGCUUGCAGGAGCAGGCGCACUACUUCUAUUAUACGCUGGCCUACCUGUGGCUGAAGUUCAACUUCAUCUGGAAGUCGUCGCGCCUCUUCGCCAUGCUCAGCGGCAUCGAAGUUCCGGAGGACAUGCGGCGCUGCUUCGCGAACGCGUCCUAUACGGUGCGGGAAUUCUGGCGGGAUUGGCACGCCUCCUUCAACCUGUGGGUCGUGCGGUACAUGUACAUCCCGAUGGGCGGCAGCAGCCGCGUCGCGCUGUCGGUGCUGCCCAUCUUCCUGUUCAUCGCGUUGUGGCACGACCCGGUGUUGCAUCUUGUGAAGUGGGCGCUGUGCAUUGCCGUGAUGUUCAUGGCGGAGGUGGCGGUGAGCGGGUGCUUUGGGUGGGCUGUGGCGGCGUUCCGCCGUGAGAUGGCCGCCGUGGCACCGACGGGCGCCGUGAAUGAUGCCACGCUGGAAAGGGAGAGCCCCAUUACCGACCCGGUGCGUCGUCGUCUGCUGGCGCGCCUGGCGAGGUUGUGUGCGCGUCGCUUUAGCCCGCGGGUGCAAUCGUUUCUCUAUCGCCAACUUCGAGUGGCGGCUGGCAUGUCCUCAGCGUUUGGGCUGGCUGUCGCCAACUCGGUGGGCUUCUCGAUGCAAAAUGGCCUGACAGACUCGAAUGGGGGUGCGCAGUCGGCGUAUGCCGAUGCCGAUUUUCUCAUAGCAAAGGCACUUAUGAGCGUAACACCCACGUUUACCCUCGGUGCAGUGGCCUUUAUAUAUUCGGCUUCCUCCUUGGCAGUGAUCGAUCGUGAAAUGACUCACCAGCAGACAUUGUCUCUGAAGCGGUUGUACUGCUUGAAAUAG